This is a messenger RNA of Trematomus bernacchii (emerald rockcod), 601 nucleotides long. RefSeq names its product agouti related neuropeptide (gene agrp). Bases 163 to 567 code for a protein of 134 amino acids. Gene Ontology annotation, biological process: hormone-mediated signaling pathway; adult feeding behavior; neuropeptide signaling pathway. Lineage: Eukaryota; Metazoa; Chordata; Actinopteri; Perciformes; Nototheniidae. The transcript is spliced from 4 exons. The record is from RefSeq and is a predicted model, not a curated record. Gene Ontology annotation, molecular function: type 1 melanocortin receptor binding; neuropeptide hormone activity. Gene Ontology annotation, cellular component: extracellular region.
GAGGACCAACAACAAGAGGACCAACAACAAGAGGACCAACAACAAGAGGACCAACAACAGAAGCUGAGCUGGGGGUGCAGCAGAGGAUUGUGGGAGUUGUAGUUCUCAGCAGGGGAUUGUUGUAGUUCUCAGCAGGGGAUUGUGGGAGUUGUAGUUCUCAGGAUGCUGGGCUCGGUGCUGCUCUGCUGCUGCGUCUUCAGCGCGUUGCGACUCUCUUCUUCUCUCGUGCACGGAAACAUCCACCUGGAGGACUCCACCUUCCUGUCAGACCUGGAGAGGGGCCACGCCCCGGGGAUGGACCCCGCCCUCCUGACCGUUGACUCGCCCGACGACUUCCUGAUGGACCCGGGCUCUUACGACGAGAGUUUCCUGUUUGGUGCGCAGGACUCGGUGCAGCUGCAGGGUCGCUCCAUGCGCUCAUCCCGGCGCUGCGUGGCUCACCAGCAGUCGUGCCUCGGCCUGCCGCUGCCCUGCUGCGACGCCUGCGACACCUGCUACUGCCGCUUCUUCAACGCCAUCUGCUACUGCCGCCGCGUGGGGCACGCCUGCUCCCCCCGACACCGCUAAUGCUAACACCUGCGCCCCCCAGACACCGCUAACA